UAUGGAGUGAUUUUGUGUCAAUGAAUAAUUUUCAUGUUAGGCAUUUAUAUUGUUCUCUGCAAAAUUGGGUUUGCAGUUCUAGUUAGUCAAUAAUCCCUUUUUAUUUAUUGACUAAGCAUCUUGACCACCACUGGAAAGCUUGUUAAGUUGUCUCUAACUUGCAUUUGCUUUGGCAUUCAAUAGUUGAUUGUUCUUUGUGAAAAUAGUAGAAAAUCCACACCAUUUGACUUACUAUCAGUAUCAACUAAUAGGCUGAGCCAUCUUGGUUAAAUAGCUGUAGCUUCUGGCCCAGCAUCUGGUAAACUUGACUAGCCUUUAAAAAUCUCUGUAGAGCAUCUUGGUAGUAUAUGUAUGUCAAUAAUAUCUUCGGUAUUAGUGUUUUACUGGAAGGGAUUUGAUGGAGACAGAGAGAUGGGCACCCUUCAUGUGAACUUCAUGGGGCUUAUCUGGCAAUUAGCUCAGGGUCUCCAGUUUGCAGUUCUAUUGUUUAUUCCAUAGAGAUAUAACAUGUUACAAUGAAUAUUAUAAACCUCAAAUUUGGAGGCUGGCUUGCUUAUCAACUAAGUAUAAUUGACUUCAGGGAAUAGGUGUUUGUUGACCAAGUUUCAUUGACUUCAGCGAAGAGGUGUUCGUUGACUAAGUUUCAUUGACUUCAAUUAAUAGGUGUUUGUUGACUAAGUUCCAUCGACUUCGGUUAAUAGUUGUUUGUUGACUAAGUUUCAUUGACAUCUGUCAUGAGGCAUUGCCCCUCAACAGACACCAUCAAAAUGCCUCUUCACGCAAGCUUCAGACAUUUCAUCAUUUUCUACAUGCUCUUUCAUCUAUAAAUAUGGAUGUUUCUUUCUUUGAGCUGGGCAGCAACUCAAUUCUUAGCAUCACAAGCAUCAAAAGUUUUCUUCUCCUUCAACUUCAAACACUUUUGAGGUCCUUUUCCUUGUUAAACAGAAGUAUGGGUUUUCGUUUUUGGGGUAUUAUUAAAGCUAAGAAAGCUCUUCAACAUCUUCCAAUUACUGCAAACCAAGAAACUUCAGGGGCCUUAGAUGUUCCAAAUGGCUGCUUUGCAGUUUAUGUUGGACAAAACCAGAGGAAGCGUUUUGUGAUACCACUAUCAUUCUUGAAACAGCCUUUGUUCAUUGAUUUGCUAAGUCAAGCUGAAGAAGAAUUUGGAUUUGAUCAUCCAAUGGGUGUUCUUACAAUUCCCUGCAGUGAAGACACCUUCAUUGAUAUCACUGAUUGCUUAACCAGGUCAUGAAAGAGUACCUAGACAUAGAAGAGGCUGAGCAAUUUUGUUCAGUUUUGUAGACAUUUAGCAUUGCCAUGUACAUUUAUUUCAUCGUUUUUGCUGCACAGAAAGGCUGUUUGUUAUAAAAUCUCAUCAAAUUGAGAAUUAGAAAUAUCAGAUCAACUGAUUCUUUAGACUCUCUAAUUAUUUCCUUCUCUGUUUAGACCUGCUGUUGAAUAACAAUGAGUUGGCUCAUAUAUGAUUUAUAAGGAUUGAGUUCUCUCUUAAUCUAACACUUUUAUUCUGCCUA
Molecule: messenger RNA, 1532 nt
Organism: Tripterygium wilfordii
Lineage: Eukaryota; Viridiplantae; Streptophyta; Magnoliopsida; Celastrales; Celastraceae
Product: auxin-induced protein 15A-like
Exons: 1
Coding region: 830-1252 (140 amino acids)
Biological process (GO): response to auxin
Source: RefSeq, a predicted model, not a curated record